UCCCGCUUACCGCUGCUGUAGAAAAUGUUACACAAUGUUUUACGAUUACACCAGUGUCGAAGAAAGGUGCACAUUUUCCCUCACGUUCGGUGCUUGAGACGACGAUGGUUUUCAACGGAAAAGCUAGAAACCCCGGAAGUGGAUGUACCAUUGAGCACCGGGCGAAUUGUUAGGAUAUCUUCGGGAAAGUAUGCCCGAUUUGCCGAUGGCUGCGCCGUCGUGUCGAUAGGAGACACUGCCGUCAUGGUGACGGCCGUUGCGAAACAAAAAUCACAAAACUCAUCCUUCCUGCCGCUGGUGGUAGACUAUCGGCAAAAGUCUGCCGCAGCCGGUCGGAUACCAACGAACUUUCUGCGCCGAGAGCUUGGUCCAUCGGAGAAGGAAAUCCUUUCCGCCCGGCUUGUGGACCGCUCGAUUAGGCCUCUUUUCCCGGCCGAAUUCCGUUACGAUACCCAAAUCGUGUGCAAUAUGCUUGCGAUCGAUGCAAGCAACCCACCGGAUGUGCAGGCCAUUAAUGGUGCAUCAGCUGCCCUGGCCCUGAGUGACAUUCCGUGGAAUGGGCCGGUCGGUGCCGUGCGCGUUGGACUGGUAGAUAACGAAGUUAUCAUCAAUCCGACGCGCAAGGAAAUGCAACUGAGUGCGCUCGAUCUUGUGGUGGCGGCAACCCGGCAGAAUUUAGUCGUUAUGCUCGAGGGUCGGGGAAACGUUGUGAACGAGAACGAGCUGCGUAUGGCAAUUAAAAAGGGCACCAAAGAGGCGCAGCUCAUCAUCAACGGUAUCGAACGGUUACAGAAAGCCUUCGGAAAACCUAAACGAUCACUCGAACCCUUGCCCACCGUAGACGAGGAGAUUCAAGCCGCCGUGCGCACAAUGUCUGAGAUGCGGUUAAGGGAAAUAUUUCGUGACUUUUCCCACGACAAGUUCAGCCGGGAUCAGGCCGUCAGCAAGACGCGCUCGGACACGAUCGACAAAGUGUGGUCGAGUUAUUCGAGUGCAGAUCCGGGUCUCAUCUCGGAAGCUUUCAACAAAUUCACCAAACACGUGUUCCGUGAGAUGCUGCUCGAAGAAGAUCGACGCUGCGAUGGGCGAGGGUUGGACGAUUUGCGUAACAUUAGCUGCUCGGUGAAUCUCCACAAACCACUGCACGGAUCGGCGUUAUUUCAGCGUGGUCAAACGCAGGUCUUCUGUACGGUCGCACUCGAUUCGCCCGAAAGUGCCCUCCGGCUCGAUCCGGUUGCGUCACUCGACAGUGGGAUGAAGUCGAAAAACUUUUUCCUUCACUACGAGUUCCCACCGUACGCGACGGGGGAAACGGGAAAGGUGGGGCCGAUCGGACGGCGUGAAAUUGGGCACGGCGCGCUGGCGGAGAAAGGUCUCGUACCGAUCGUUCCCAACGAGCAUCCGUUUACGAUACGGCUCACGUCGGAGGUGCUUGAGUCGAACGGAUCCAGCUCGAUGGCAACCGUGUGUGCCGGUUCGAUGGCCCUCAUGGACGCCGGUGUGCCCGUGCAGGAAGCAGCCGCCGGUGUGGCGAUUGGAUUGAUAACCAAGUACGAAAACGAUGAUACCAAACACUUACAAGACUACCGGAUACUAACGGACCUCCUCGGUAUCGAAGACUACAUGGGUGACAUGGACAUGAAGGUGGCGGGCACUCGACGGGGCAUCACGGCCAUACAGGCGGACAUCAAAGUUCCAGGCAUUCCGCUAAAAGUGGUCAUGGAAGCGCUUCAAAAAUCCAUGGAAGCACGAUUUAAAAUUCUCGAUCUGAUGGACGCAACGAUCGCGUCACCACGGACUGUUCGGAAAGACAGCUGGCCCGUAACGGACCGAUUAGUAAUCGAGGCUCACCAACGCCCGAAGCUGCUCGGAGCGGGCGGUACUAACGUGCGCCGGUUGUAUCUCGAGACGGGCGUACAGUUGACGCAGGAGGACGAAACCAGUUUCAGAAUUUUCGCCCCCUCCGAAGCGGCCAUGCACGAGGCGAAGGAGUACCUCGAGAAUUUGAUGAAAACGGAAAAGAUACCGGACCUCGAAUUUGGGGCCAUCUACACUGCCAAGAUUGUGGAGCUGCGAGACACCGGAGUGAUGGUGACACUCUACCCUUCGAUGCCUCCGACGUUACUUCAUAAUGCUCAACUCGAUCAAAGAAAGAUCGCCCAUCCCUCUGCCCUCGGUCUGCUGGUCGGUACCGAAAUACAGGUGAAAUACUUCGGCCGCGACCCGGUGUCCGGUUUCAUGCGUCUCUCGCGCAAAGUCCUGCAAGGUCCGCCGACGGCAAUGAUUCGCAAUCUCGAUCGACCAUCCCGAUCGUCUCUUGCGGGCGGUUCGGAUCAAGCGACGACGACGACACCCACAAACGGCACUGGUGAGGGAAUCAAGGCGUAGCCUUAAUCAGUUUUAUUUACUGGUGCGUGGUCCACGGUCCGUGAUAGAAGAAAAUUAAAAUAAAACGUGUACAUAUUGCUAUUCUUAAGUUCUAAACGUUAGCCUCUCCUGAUUGAUGUGCUUUGUUGAACACUAUGUUAAAAACGGUUCACUGAUAUGUUUCCGGUAUAAUCAACGCAAUACCGGCGGAAAUAAGGGCAGUUUUGCUCAAACCCGGUGCCACUUCCAUCGCGAUCGUGCACAACAGCACAUCGCGGGAAAUAUUGUUGUACAACGGUACUGGGAGGACGUCGACCCGGACUGUUUUCGCCGCUGCCGUCGAUUCCUUUGGAUUGUAGUUUAACUCAAACUGGCCCGUCGUGUUGACGUCGGUCGACGAU
This is a messenger RNA of Anopheles coustani, 2768 nucleotides long. It is a transcript of the gene PNPase, whose product is annotated as polyribonucleotide nucleotidyltransferase 1, mitochondrial. Gene Ontology annotation, cellular component: cytosol; mitochondrion. The transcript is spliced from 3 exons. Bases 25 to 2388 code for a protein of 787 amino acids. Gene Ontology annotation, biological process: mitochondrial RNA 3'-end processing; mitochondrial mRNA catabolic process. The record is from RefSeq and is a predicted model, not a curated record. Gene Ontology annotation, molecular function: 3'-5'-RNA exonuclease activity; polyribonucleotide nucleotidyltransferase activity; RNA binding. NCBI's taxonomy places the organism in Eukaryota, Metazoa, Arthropoda, Insecta, Diptera, Culicidae.